AUGCCCUGCUUUAAAGGGCUUGCCGUGAGCAUCCACACGCCCGAUGGCCCGAUCUCCGAAUACUCCAUUCAACGCCAUUCUCGAGCUUCGCGCAUAGGUUGUUUCAUUCCUGUUCCUCCACCCAAAAUUCCCGAAUCUGGGACCGGCAAAGCGGAACAAUCAACCUUCGCCAUUUCCGUCACCCUCCUGAAUCCCGAGCAAGAUGUUCCUUACUCGACCCCAAAGCCGACAGCAGACUGCCCCUCGCCGAAACCAAAAGUUGUGGGCAAAUUGCCCGGUGAACCAGGUCAAAUCGCCGGGACGGUCGCACCAUACCAAGGCUUGACAAACUCACCGAACGAGACCGUAGCUGCAUACAUCUACUUUGACGGAAGACAGAAGGAGGAGGUGGCUACACUACUGCGGCGAGGAGAAGAGACAUGGGUGAAUUCACGCUGGGUCAGCGUCCCGGAGAGCGAAGGCGGGGGAAUUGCCGAGCGCGAGUUCUUGUUCCGCGAGGUCGGUCUGGAGCGCUGGCUCAACGGAUUGGACCUGGAAGGCAAGGAUGCCGCAGCCAAGAUUGAACGCAGGCGACAAAAGAUGGAGAAACGACGUGCGAAGCGCGCCGCUGAGGAAGAUCCGACUGCCAUGGAAAUGGAGGACAAUCAUCCUACCAAGUCCAAGACCAUUAUGCGAUACGGAAAUGAUGAGAAGUCGCCCCUCGAGGAUGUUUCAGACGACGACCUCUCCUCCGACUCUGACGACGAUGAUCCAAUUCCCGAGACAGCGGGCCAGAUUAAGGUUGCUUUGUUCCGAGUUCUGGCGUCGGGAGAAAUCAAGCGGGGCGAGUACUCCCCGCAGUUUGAUGCACACGACGAUGAGGAGGGUGGUCAAGAUAACAGCGGCGGAGGAGAUGCCGAUGUUGACCACACCACAAGUUUUGCGAAGCCCAAGUCACUCGACCCGAAGACCAUUAGUACGCAAACUGUUACUGGUAUUGACCCGAGUGACAAACCAUAUGCUGUAUUCACUUUUAUGUACCGUGGUGAACGCCAGUUGCAGAAGAUGGGUAUCUUGAAAGAUCCCAAGGUGCAAGAGACGCCUGCUGCCACGAAGCGCAAGUCCAUACAAGCUGAUUUCGCAAACCUCGGCCCUAUCAAGCCUGGGGGCUCUGUUGGAUUCCUUAAUUUCCGGGACAACGAACCCAAGCCGCGGAAGGGCAAGAAGAGCGUCGAUGAAAUGGACAGUGAUGACGACGACACCGACAAUCCCAUACUUGGCAAGGCAGACGAUGAAGAAGCCAAGGAUGACGAUCGGUUCUUGUCUCCAGAUGACAUUCAACGCCAGGGAGAGCUGGCGGAAAGCCUGCGGAAGAUUCGACUCAAGCGUCAGCACUCCGCCGAGCCACCUGGGGCCAGUGUCGGUGACUCUGCCGAUACGCCGGCUUCCGGUGUGCCCUCCGAGCCCUCUCAGCCAGCUGCUGAACCAGAAGAUGGCCUUUUCGGUAGUCCGCUGAAGAAACAGCGCGCGAGUGUUUCUACAGCAGAUGAGAAUGCCCUCAGACGCCGGAUCGCAGAGUCGUCCGGUAGAAUCAAUGAAGUUCUGGGCUCCUCCGCUCCAGCGGAAUCAACUUUAACCAGCCCGAAGAUAUUCGCAGAUGGGUUCAGUCUUACACCUGAUCUUUCCGCUGGACCGCCAGAAACCGAAGAGGAGUUGUAA
Messenger RNA from Penicillium crustosum, 1698 nucleotides. RefSeq lists its product as uncharacterized. The transcript is spliced from 4 exons. The coding region runs from base 1 to 1698 and encodes 565 amino acids. The record is from RefSeq and is a predicted model, not a curated record. NCBI's taxonomy places the organism in Eukaryota, Fungi, Ascomycota, Eurotiomycetes, Eurotiales, Aspergillaceae.